UCUAUCUUUUCGUCGGUGUCGUUUUGCCGUCCUGCCAGUCCAGAGGAACACAGAACGAUGAGGACCACUACUUUACUCCUGGCUUCGCUUCUGGUCUUGCUACACACCAUCCUGCCCGGUACGGUAGACAGUUUGGCACUGGGAGGAGGACGAGAGGAGCACAGGCUAGGCUGUGGAGGUAGGAGAAUACGAAACAGAGUGGACCUCAGAAGUGCCUGGCCGGUCCGGAGAGGUGGACUGAACCGUGACGGCUUUUUCUGGGAAGUGGCCGUACCGACCCACGGCGUGCAGCGGCGAGACCCGGCUACGGAGGAGGUGGAGGAGGUGGUGGAGGACGCUGGCGACGCCGAGCGGGUCCAGUACAACCCCAACGCCUGGUCACGCUUCGGCAGGUCCUGCCCGUAACACACAGACACCACGGACAUCACAAGACCCAAGUCAACGAUUUUCUGCGAUUAAGUGGAGGAGUCGAUUAAGUUGCAGAAAUGAUGAUAUGACUAAUGCAAAACGGACAAUGUUAAGUAGUGUGUUCGACUCAGCAGACGAAAUCCGUUGUAUUAGAUCAAUUUGGUCCGGAAUCAACCCAUGUAUUUUUACAAUAUAUGACACUGAGAUUUGUACCACAUCUGUACCAUGUCGGCGGGGCUGGUACCCAAAACUGGUCACAAAUAGCGAUAUCAUAUCUUUGUUACAUGAGAUCUAGUCUAAAGCUGUCUGGACACCAGUUUGUGAAAAGAGACCAUGCCUUUAGUUUUGGAGAUAAAUAAAUAGACUAUAG
Branchiostoma belcheri (Belcher's lancelet) is the source of this 778-nucleotide messenger RNA. RefSeq lists its product as uncharacterized. The record is from RefSeq and is a predicted model, not a curated record. Bases 58 to 405 code for a protein of 115 amino acids. The transcript has 3 exons. NCBI's taxonomy places the organism in Eukaryota, Metazoa, Chordata, Leptocardii, Amphioxiformes, Branchiostomatidae.